AUGCAGCGAUCAAUUAUCACAAGCCUAGUGUCGAAGUGUGGAGCUCCGAUGGUGAACAGAGCCAUGCGGCGGCCGGCGGCGGCGCCGGCGACGUGCGUCGACGUUUUCAUAAACCACAGAGGCAUAGACACGAAGCGGACGGUGGCGUCGCUGCUGUACGACCGGCUGGCCCGGUUCAGAAUCCGGUCGUUCUUGGACAACAAGAACAUGAAACCGGGCGACAAGCUGUUCGAGAAGAUUGACGGCGCCAUCGCCAAAUGCAAGGUGGGCGUCGCCGUCUUCUCCCCGCGCUACUGCGAGUCCUAUUUCUGCCUUCAUGAAUUGGCGCUUUUCGUGGAGUCCAAGAAGAAGGUGAUCCCCAUCUUCUGCGACGUUAAGCCGUCGGAGCUGCGGGUAGUCGACAAUGGGACCGUUCCGGUUCACGAAAUCGACCGGUUCAACUCCGCCCUAGAGGAGGCCAAGUACACCGUUGGCCUUGCCUUCAACUCUCAAGAAGGGAACUGGUCAGAUGUUGUCACAAAUGCUGCAGAUAUUGUAAUUGAGAGUUUGAUAGAGAUAGAGGGGGAGAAGCAAAUGGCAAAGAGAAUUACUGGGAUGUAG
This is a messenger RNA of Ipomoea nil (Japanese morning glory), 600 nucleotides long. RefSeq names its product TMV resistance protein N-like. Lineage: Eukaryota; Viridiplantae; Streptophyta; Magnoliopsida; Solanales; Convolvulaceae. The record is from RefSeq and is a predicted model, not a curated record. The transcript has 2 exons. Bases 1 to 600 code for a protein of 199 amino acids. Gene Ontology annotation, biological process: signal transduction.